AAUUAUGGUGGAUAUAUUUUAUUAUCUAAAUUAUAGAGGAUAUAUUUUAUUUAAAUGUGGUGGAUAUUUUAUUAUCUAAAUUAUAGAGGAUAAAUUUUAUGUGGUAGAUAUUUUAUGGCUAGAAUUUCGUGCAGGAAAGUAUCAAUUUGUCCUUGACCAUAAAAUAAAUUAGAGGGAAAUAAAUUGACAUAAUUGAAUUAAGGUAAGUUUAUUAUACUAGUCAAGUGUCAUCACACAAGAAUUUGCUGGAAAUAGAAAAAGUUAAUCUAGGAAACUUGUACAGACAAUAACACAACUCUAAACCAGUCUAUACCAUAGUGCUUGCUAGGAAUGAUCCAAUACAAGUAUAGCAUGUUUCCUCAUAGAAUUGUACAAAAACUAAAUAUUUUAUUUUCUUUUAAUUGAAAAUAAAGGUCAACGGCACUUAAUGUAUUCUUCACCCCUUAAGUAAACAUUACAAGUAGGAAUUCAUUGAUUGUGAAUUAAACAUUUUACAAUAGAUUGUAUUGAUUUAAAUCCUUCCUAAAUUGGAAUUGAUUAAAAUUGUUGUUAAUUGAAAAAUACUGUGUGAAAUUGGAAAUUGUGUUUAACAGAAUUUUUUGAAUGAAUAAAAGGAAAAAAAAUCAACACUGCAUAAAAAGGGCUGCAUUAGGAUGUGAAACUGGAUAUCUCUGGAAUCGGAUUAAAAUGUUUCUGUCAGUGUCCAUUUCUAGAAUUGUUGGGGGAUUAUUGCACAUUGUCAGAUUUCUGCAGCAGGAAAUGAUAGAAGAAUUUAGUAGCAAUGAGAGAGUUAUGUGACAGAUUGUUAUGAUCAUAGCAAGUUGAACUUUUGUGACAGUAUUGACUACUAGGAUAUAACCUGUGUUAGUGACCAUAUUUUUCUAGAAUAUAUAGUCAGUUUUGUUUCCAUAUUCUAUGGAUGGAUAUUACCAAGUUUUAUGACCAUAUCUUGUGGAGAUGUAUCAAACUUUUGUUACCAUAUAUUUUGGAAUAUAACCCGGUUUUAUGACUUAAUAUAUCUGACAUAGAUAUAGCAAACGUUUGUUAUAUAUUUUGGAAUAUUACCAAGUCUUAUGACCAUAUUUUGCCAAGUAAUAUCAAACUUUUGUUAACAUAUAUUUUGGAAUAUAACCAAGUUUGAUGACCAUAUCUUGUGGAGAUAAAACAAAUGUCUGUUACAAUAUAUUCUGGAAUACAAGUUUUAUAACCAUAUCUUGCUGAGGUACAACAUUUUCUGUUUCUGCAUAUAUCAGCUAUAUCCGACAAUUUAAUCAAAGACCUAAAGAUGCCAAAGGAUUGUGGAUGUUUUGACUGGAUUUGUCACAUAUUUGAAAGACCUGAUAGACGUGUUGUCACGGAAACAGUUCAGCCACAAUCAUCAUCGAGCACAGCUCUCAAUGACGCCUUGCAAUCACGUAGAGAACCCACAUAUCAAUCUACUGCAUCUACUGCAUCUCAUAAGCCACUUGAAAGCCAAAAUUCAAAAGCCAGUAGUGAAAAUGGAGAUAAUGACAGUCUAUGGAAGGGUGUUAGAAAUUUUGCCACCAUGUUUAUGGAGGAGGGGCUUGAAGAAGGUGGAGCAACUUCGGCGGAGCCGAUUCCAAUUGACGGGAUAGAUUAUAACCUCGGCAAAAUACAGAUGGCACUGAGUUAUGAUUUUCAGUCGUUAACAUUAACUCUUAAAAUUUUACAAGCUCAGCAUCUUCCGGCAAAAGAUUUUACCGGAACAAGUGACCCUUAUGUUAAAAUUUUAUUGUUACCAGAUAAAAAACAUAAACUUUUAACUAAAGUGAAAAAGAAAAAUUUAAAUCCACGGUGGAAUGAGUGCUUUCUUUUUGAAGGAUGGCCUCACAAUAAAUUAUUAGAGAAGACACUAUAUCUACAGGUGAUAGAUUAUGACAGAUUUAGUCGAGAUGAUCCCAUAGGGGAGACUUACAUUCCAUUAAAUGAAGUAGAUCUGUCACAAGCACCCAUCAUGUGGAAAUUUCUCAGUCCAUGUAAAGACAGCAGGGGUAAACUUGGAGAACUGCUUCUAUCUUUGUGCUAUGAGCCCAAUGUGGGUCGCCUUACUGUGAUAGUGAUUAAAGCCAAGGAUCUUAAGGCAAAAGAUAUUACUGGUGCCUCAGUUCUAGCAACAUUACUUCACAACAAACCUUGUUACGGAUCAGAUCCAUAUGUAAAGUUAUGGCUUUGUUUUGGAAAGGAGAGAAUAGAGAAAAAGAAAACAUCAAUCAAAAUGAGAACUCUGAAUCCAGUAUACAAUGAGUCAUUUAUGUUUGAAAUUCAAUGGGACAAAAUUAGAGAGGCGUCAAUAGAAGUGACGUGUAUGGACUUUGAUAAGUUAGGUCGCAAUGAGAUGAUCGGCAAAGUGUUGCUAGGAUCUAAAAGUGGACCAUUAGAAACACGGCAUUGGAACGAUAUGAUCUCGAAACCAAGGCAACAAGUUGCUCAGUGGCAUUUAUUAAAGGACUGAUUAGAUAGUAAAGUUUUCGUGUGAUUGGUGCCAUGAGCUCUAUAAAGCUCAUCAAUUAAUUAAGAUAUGUUAUCUGUUUCUAAAAGCGGCCUACAGUUUGCGUGCAGGAGUAAAAUCUUUACUUAGUAUGGUAAUUAUAACUCCUCAAAGAAUUAUCUGUAAGAAAUUUUAAGAUUUCCAUGGUAACUGACUUGAGAUGAAAUUAUGGAAACAGAGAUCACCAGAUUUGAGAUAUUGGUGAAGGAUCUACAGAACAUUAUACAAAUUUCUUUUUCUGAAUGAUUGAGCUUGAAGUUGAAAAGAUAAAGGAAUGUAGGAAAAGAAUGUUUCUACAACAUUGUGAAAGGAAAUAGAUUAAAGUUGCUAUGGAACUGUUGGCUUUAUCAUUCAAACUACAUUGUAUGCAUGUUGUUUCUUUUUAGCUCACCUGUCACAAAGUGACAGGGUGAGCUUUUGUGAUCGCUUUUCGUCUGGCGUCCGUCUGUAAACUUUUACUUUAAAUGACAUCUCCUCAUAAACCACUAAGCCAAUUGCAUCCAAACUUCACAGGAAUGUUCCUUUGGUGUUCACCUUUGAAAAUUGUUCAAACACUUUAAUUCCAUGCAGAACUCUGGUUGCCAUGGCAACUGAAAGAAAAGCUUUAAAUACCUUCUUUUAAAAAACUCAAAGAGCUAGAGCUUAGAUAUUUGGCAUGAAAAAUCUUCUAGUGAGUGUCUACCAAGUUUAAUCAAAUAAAAGCCCUGGGGUCAAAAUUGGUCCCGCCCCAGAGGGUCAUAGAUUUUCCCUAUAUGCAUAUAGUAAAAACUUAAAAAAUCUUCUUUUAAAGAACCCAAAGAGCUAGAGCUAAGAUAUUUAGCAGGAAACAUGUUUUAAUGGGUGUCUACCAAGUUUGUUCAAAUUGGAGCCCUUGGGUCAAAAAUUGGCCCCACCCCGGGGGUCAUUGAUUUUCCUUGUAUGUUUAUAGCAAAAACUUAAAAAAUCUUCUUUGAAAAAACCCAAAUAGCUAGAGUUUGGAUACUAAGCAUGAAACACUUUUAGUGAGUGUCUACAAAGUUUGUUCAAAUAAAAGCCCUGGGGUCAAAAUUGGCCCGCCCCGAGGGUCAUUCAUUUUCCUUGUGUGUGCAUAGCAAACACUUAAAAAAUCUUGUUUGAAAAAUCUCAAAUAGCUAUAGUUUAGAUAUUAAGCAUAAAACAUCUUCUAGUGAGUGUCUACAAAGUUUGUUCAAAUAAAAGCCCUGGGGUCAAAAUUGGCCCUGCCCCGGGGACAUUGAUUUUCCUUAUAUGUGUAUAGCAAAAACUUAAAAAUCUUCUUUGAAUGAACCCAAAUAGCUAGAGUUUAGAUAUUAAGCAUGAAACAUCUUCUAGUGAGUGUCUACAAAGAUUGUUCAAAUAAAAACCCUGGGGUCAAAACUGGCCCCACCCCAGGGGUUGUCAUUGUUUUUAACUAUAUGUGUAUAAUUAAAAGUUUAAAAAUCUUUUUUUAAAAAACUUAAAGAGCUAGAGUUCAGACACCAAUGAGUGCGUGUCUACCAAGUUUGUUCAAUAAAAACCCUGGGGUAAAAUUAGUACCCGCCAGGGCGGGGGGUCAUUGUUUAUCAAUAUAUGUGUGUAGUUAAAACUUAAUAUCUUCUUUUGAAAAACUCAAAGACCUAGAGCUUAGAUAUUUAGCAUGAAACGUCUUCUAAUGGGUGUCUUCCAAGUUUGUUCAAAUAAAAGCCCUUGGUUUAAACUGGCCCCGCUCCGGGGACCUAUAUACAGGUGAGCGACUUCAGGGCCAUCAUGGCCCUCUUGUUUUUUU
Messenger RNA from Ruditapes philippinarum (Manila clam), 4271 nucleotides. Its product is annotated as synaptotagmin-7-like. Gene Ontology annotation, cellular component: axon; synapse; membrane. The transcript is spliced from 7 exons. Gene Ontology annotation, molecular function: clathrin binding; calcium ion binding; SNARE binding. Gene Ontology annotation, biological process: vesicle fusion; calcium-ion regulated exocytosis; cellular response to calcium ion. Bases 1286 to 2473 code for a protein of 395 amino acids. The record is from RefSeq and is a predicted model, not a curated record. NCBI's taxonomy places the organism in Eukaryota, Metazoa, Mollusca, Bivalvia, Venerida, Veneridae.